Molecule: messenger RNA, 2573 nt
Organism: Sciurus carolinensis (gray squirrel)
Lineage: Eukaryota; Metazoa; Chordata; Mammalia; Rodentia; Sciuridae
Gene: Lgals3bp
Product: galectin 3 binding protein
Exons: 7
Coding region: 299-2212 (637 amino acids)
Cellular component (GO): membrane; extracellular matrix
Source: RefSeq, a predicted model, not a curated record
GCUGCUGGCGGUUAUCAAGUCAGCCUGAUAGGCGGCAGCGCCUGGGCUACUGCCACCCCACUAGGCAGAGGGGAAUAAAGGACGCUGCGAGGGGGUCUUCAGCAGCCAAUCCCACAGCAGACCUUGGUCAGGUGGUUUCUGGAAAUCGAAACCAGACUUGGUUUUCUGAAGCAUUUCCUGGGACCCGUCUGGAGUGCUCCACCCUGGGAGGGUUUGGGGCUGAAGGACCCAUCUGCAGAGGGCUCCGCAGCUGCAGGAGGGAGCCCAGCACAACUUCAGUAGCUGCCUCAGCAGGGCCAUGGCUCUCCCCUGCCUUCUCUGGAUGUGGCUGCUGGUCCCAGGGAUUCAAGGGUCUGCGGAGACUGGGACACCCCUGGGCCCGGACGAGAUGCAGAUGAGUGAAAUACAGAGGAACCCCUCCAUCCGUCCAUCAGUGGGAGCCAGCAGAGCCAAGCAGGGGUUGCCAAUCAAACCGGCCAGCCGCUGGGGCUUCCCUGAGGCCAUGGCCUUUGGACACAGAUCAGGUGUGAAGGACGGGGACAUGCGGCUGGUCAACGGGGCCGCAGCUAACGAGGGCCGCGUGGAGAUCUUCUACGAAGGCCAGUGGGGCACGGUGUGCGACAACCUCUGGGACCUUACUGAUGCCAGCGUCGUCUGCCGGGCCCUGGGAUUUGAGAACGCCACAGAGGCACUGGGUGGAGCCGCCUUCGGACCAGGAACGGGACCUGUCAUGCUGGAUGAGGUGGAGUGCACGGGGUCAGAACCCUCACUGGCGGACUGCAAGUCCCUGGGCUGGCUGAAGAGCAACUGCAGGCACAAGAAGGACGCCGGCGUGGUCUGCUCCAACGAAACCAGAAGCGUCCACACCCUCGACCUCUCCGGGGAGCUCUCCUUUGCGCUCGGCCAGAUCUUCGACAGCCAGAAGGGCUGUGACCUGUUCAUCCAGGUGGUGGGACAGGGGACGGAGGAACCAGUCCUGGACCUCUGUGCCCACACACUGAUCCUGACUGCCAACCCCGAGGCACAGGCCCUGCUGGGGGAGCCGGGCAGCAACGUCACCAUGAGCGUGGACUCCGAGUGCAUGCCUGUGGUCAGAGACUUUGUCAGGUACUUCUACUCCCGGAGGAUAGAGGUCUCCCUGCCAUCAGUCAAGUGCUUCCACAAGCUGGCCUCUGCCUACGGCGCCCAGCAGCUGCAGGACUACUGCGGGCGCCUCUUCGCCAUACUGCUCCCUCAGGACCCCUCUUUCCACAUGCCCCUGGACAUCUACGCCUAUGCACUGGACACUGGAGAUGCCCUUCUGGAGGAGCUGUGCGUGCAGUUCCUGGCCUGGAACUUCGAGGCCCUGACGCAGGCUGAGGCCUGGCUGGGUGUCCCCACAACCCUGCUCCAGGCGCUGCUUUCCAAGAGCCAGCUGGCUGUGCCCAGCGAGCUGGCCCUGCUCAAGGCCCUGGACGCCUGGAGCAGGGAGAGGGGUGCCUCCCACUGGGAGGAGGAGGACCUGGUCCAGCAGGUCCGCUUCCCCAUGAUGCUGCCCGAGGAACUCUUUGAGCUGCAGUUCAACCUGUCCCUGUACCAGGCUCACGAGGAACUGUUCCAGAAGAAGAUCAUGCAGGCCCUGGAGUUCCACACUGUUCCCUUCCGGCUGCUGGCCCAGUACCGAGGCCUGAACCUCACUGAGGACACCUACAAGCCCCGGAUGUACACCUCGGCCACCUGGAGCGCCAUGGUGACAGCAGACUCCUGGAACCGUCGGAACCAGAAGCUGCAGUAUUGGUCCAGAAAGGAGUACACUCCAACCCCCUACGGCUACCAGUAUGGGCCCUACCAGUCCUUCCAGACCCCACAACACCCCAGCUUCCUCUUCAGGGCCAAGCAGCUGUCCUGGUCUCUGGUCUACCUCCCCACCCUCCAGAGCUGCUGGAACUAUGGGUUGUCCUGCUCUGCCAGUGAGCUCCCUGUGCUGGGCCUCACCAAAUCCGGCUACCCGGAUCCCACCAUUGGCUACGAGAACAAAGCCCUGAUGCUCUGCGAAGGGCGCUUUGUGGCAGAUGUCACUGACUUUGAGGGCUUAAAGGCUAUGAUCCCCAGCACUGCAGGCAGCAACAGUUCCAGGAGAGCUUCCUUCUUCCCCUGCACCACGGGGGCCUUCAGCGGCUUCCGAGUGACAGUCCGCCCCUUCUACCUGACCAACACCACCAGCCUGGACUAGACAGCAUGGCCCGGGGCUGGCCUGGGGCUGAGGCGAGGUAACGGCAACCUGGGAAAUCGGGCAUGCCCCAGAUACCCACGCUGAGGGCUCCUUCCUGCACCUCCGUCCUCUCUGCAGCCACUCCAGCAACUGGCCACCAGAUGUCCCCCCGCCUCUACCAGUCUCUGAGCUUAAAGAAAUUGCUGGAAGCUUUCUCCAUGAAUGCUGGGAAUUCCCAGGAGUCCCACUGCCUGACUGACUUCCAGGUCAGAAAGCAACAAGAUGGGACCAAGGCCUCCGUGGGACUCCCUGUGCCCCCGUGCUCUCGCUCAGACCACACUGCCGCUGCUCUGAGGUCAUUAAAAUCACGUUCUGCUUCCCA